AUGUUGGUGAUGAUUGAUAGUUAUGGUGAUGGUUUGUUGAUAGUUGACGGUGAUGCUAAUUCAUGUAAUGGUGGAGUUAGGUGGUUGGUGGCUGAAGCAGGGGAUCGUUUAUCUUGUGAAAAAAGAGUACCAGAAAAAUAUAAGUAUAAGAAAGAUGUUCUGAAUGCUGUUCAAAAAGUUACAAAAACAAGAUCUGCAAGAAGAGUGAAGAAACCUAGUCUGCAUGGCCCUUCUCAUGGAAAAGUUUCUCAAAAUAGGAAGGCCGCUGGUCAGAUUAGUAUGGAUGAAUUUGAUUGGACCGAUACGAUUAAAGAGUGCCUAGUAUAUCGUCCAUCUAAGGAAGAGUUUGAGGAUCCUUUGGUUUAUGUGCAGAAAAUUGCUCCUGAAGCAUCAAAAUAUGGCAUUUGUAAGAUUGUCUCUCCCUUAGGAUCUUCUGCUCCGGCUGGAGUAGUGUUGAUGAAAGAGCAAAAACGUUUUAAGUUUACCACUAAGUUGCAACCUCUGCGACUUGCUGAAUGGAAUAACAACGAUAAGAUCACCUUCUUCACAAGAGGAAGAAAUUAUACUAUUCGUGAUUUUGAGAUAAUGGCAAACAAGGCAACUGCUCGAAGAUACUGUAUAUCUGGAUGCCUUCCUCCUGCAUAUGUGGAAAAGGAAUUUUGGAAAGAAAUGACACUUGCAAAGACAGGAAUGGUUGAGUAUGGAAUUAAUAUAGAUGGUAGUGCCUUCUCAAGCACUUCCACUGAUGAUCCUCUUGGAUGUAGCAAAUGGAAUUUCAAGAUACUUCCUCGGCUGCAAAGAUCAGCAUUACGCUUGCUUCUUAAUGAAAUACCGGGAGUAACAGACCCCAUGUUGUACAUAGGGAUGCUAUUUAGUAUGUUCGCUUGGCAUGUAGAGGAUCAUUAUCUCUAUAGCAUUAACUAUCAUCACUGUGGGGCGGCCAAAACUUGGUAUGGAGUUCCUGGUCAUGAAGCUCUUCAGUUUGAGAAUUUUAUUCGGCAUCGUGUUUAUAAUGAGGAAAUCCUAUCAGAAAAUGGGGUCAAUGGAGUCUUUAAUAUUCUUCAAGAGAGAACAACAAUGGUUUCUCCAAAGAUUCUGCUGCAAUAUGGUGUCCCGGUUUACAAGGCUGUGCAAAUGCCAGGAGAGUUUGUCAUUACCUUCCCUAGAGCAUACCAUUCAGGAUUUAGUCAUGGCUUCAACUGUGGUGAGGCCGUGAAUUUUGCAAUUGGUGAAUGGUUUCCAUUUGGGGCUGCCGCUAGUGAGCGUUAUGCUCUUCUUGGCAAGGUGCCAAUUAUUCCUUAUGAAGAGCUCCUCUGUGCAGAAGCAAUGCUUCUCUCAAAGUCUUCAGCUCACAGACCUUAUUGCACAGCAGAUUUAAUCGAUGUUCGUUGUGUAAUGACUGCAUUUUCAUGCCUAUUGAGAUCAUACCACCGUGCCCGCUGGUGCUUGGAGAAGUUGAAAACUUCUCUUAGAAUGUGUUCAAAGCCUCGAGAGUCAUUUAACUGCAUCCUCUGCAAACGACUCUGUUAUGUGGCAUACCUUGAGUGCGAAUGUUACGCUGAUCCCAUAUGCCUUUUUCAUGAUUUUGAAACUUUUAACUGUCUGUGUGGAAGUAGCUGCAGCCUCUUUGUUACUGAGGAUAUUUCAACAAUGGAAGCUGUUGCACAGAUGUUUGAGGCUGAGGAAGGAAUGCGUUGUGAGGUUGAGCAGAAAAUGAAAUCUCUACCUUACUUGUGGAUACAAACCUUAUUUCCGCGCAUACAAGGAAAAUAUCGUCCAUAUUGUGAGAUAAUGUCAAGUAGUAUUCAAAAUGUAGACACUGGUAUAAAGAUGUCCAUGAUAAGAAGAUCAUCUGCUCAAGGCAAGCAAAUGAGGAAUAAGAAGAAAAAGUUUCGAUGGCAAGAACUUCAUCUACAGAGAGAAUGCCAGAAGAAGAGGUACACAUUACACGACCAAGCUGGUCCAAACCAGAAGUUAAACUCUGGGCAAAGACAAUUUCUUCAAGGAGGUUGUUGUUGGGCAUUCACAUCAACAGAAGCUAUUACGGCAGCAUAUGCCCUUAAGAAUAAAAGAGAGAUUGUUCCACUCUCAAAACAGCAGUUAAUUGAUUGCAUGUACACUAAAUAUAAAAAGCCUUCCUAUUUUGCUGAUUUGGGAGAGAAGGAAUGUUUUCCAUGUUCAUAUAACAAGGCAUACAAAUUUGCUAUGGAUUAUGGCAUAACAGUAGAAACUAAAUAUCCCUUUAUGGAAGAGAGGGGUAAAUGUGAAUGUCAGUCUGAAAUGAGGAUUAUAAAGAUAAAUGGAUUUCAAAGAGUAUCGGAAUUGAUCAAGGAGUUGGAAGAAAAGGCAAUAGAGAAGUUGGAUGAAAAGGAAAUCAUAGAAAAGUUGAUUCGGCAACAACCUAUUACUUGUGCUGCUCUUCAUGUUCCAAGUCUUCAACUACAUCGUGGAAAGGGAGUGUACAUGGGACCAACUGAAAAUGAAAUUGCUCAAGUGAGACAGAAGGAAACUGAAGGACAAGUAGUUGGAAAACAUGCAAUGUUAAUUGUAGGAUAUGGUGAAGAGGAGGGCGUUGAGUUUUAUUUGGUGAAAAAUAGCUGGGGAACGGAAUGGGGUUAUCAGGGAUAUGCCAAAAUUAAACGCAGUGCACUCUCUAAAUUAUCGUAUCCCAUUAUAGAUUAA
Solanum tuberosum (potato) is the source of this 2682-nucleotide messenger RNA. Its product is annotated as lysine-specific demethylase JMJ706-like. Gene Ontology annotation, cellular component: nucleus; chromatin. Gene Ontology annotation, molecular function: cysteine-type peptidase activity; histone demethylase activity. The record is from RefSeq and is a predicted model, not a curated record. Gene Ontology annotation, biological process: proteolysis; regulation of gene expression; chromatin remodeling. Bases 1 to 2682 code for a protein of 893 amino acids. The transcript is spliced from 14 exons. Lineage: Eukaryota; Viridiplantae; Streptophyta; Magnoliopsida; Solanales; Solanaceae.